Molecule: messenger RNA, 2372 nt
Organism: Haliotis rubra (blacklip abalone)
Lineage: Eukaryota; Metazoa; Mollusca; Gastropoda; Lepetellida; Haliotidae
Product: ornithine decarboxylase-like
Exons: 11
Coding region: 181-1599 (472 amino acids)
Cellular component (GO): cytoplasm
Molecular function (GO): ornithine decarboxylase activity
Source: RefSeq, a predicted model, not a curated record
UUGGCUGUCUUCUACACAGAAAGCCCAGAGGGGCUCUGCCGUUCAAAAAAAAAAUUUAACUUCAACGCAGAGCCACCGUGGGAUCCCAGCUAGUAUUUGCUAAAAGCAGGUGUUCCCUCUGGCCAGAUUGUUUGUAUACCCUUGAACUCAGACUAUCUUUGCGGACUUUUGAGCUAGAAAAUGAAGCAUUACAUUGGAAACGGUUGCACUGUGGAAUCGAUGCCCUACGAGAAGGCUAAGGCCUGCAUGGUCGCUGAGAAGGCUGCACUUCUGAACAAUGAGCAAUGUGAAGAUGCCUUCUUCAUUGCUGAUCUUGGUGACAUUGUUGCCAAGUAUAAGAAAUGGAGAAGACUCCUGCCAAGGGUGGAGCCUUUUUAUGCUGUCAAGUGCAAUGAUGACUAUGGUGUUCUUAAACUUCUCGGAGAUCUGGGGACAUCAUUUGACUGUGCGAGCAAGAUGGAAAUUGACAAGGUACUGAACCUUGGCCUCCCCCCUUCACGCAUCAUCUACGCCAAUCCUUGCAAGCAGACUUCCUUCCUGCGUCAUGCUGCCAAACGCAAUGUUGACCUCAUGACCUUUGACAACGAAGCUGAAUUACUCAAGGUCAAAGCUGUCUUCCCUGAUGCAAGACUGGUUCUUCGUAUCCUUCCUCCGAGCAACUUCAAGGUACAGUGUGAGCUGGGAAUGAAGUUUGGCUGUCAUCCAUCAAAGGCCAAACAGCUGCUGGAGAAAGCCAAGGAACUGGAGCUCAAUGUUGUGGGAGUCAGCUUCCAUGUUGGUAGUGGUGCUGAGGAGGCAGCUGCCUUCGCUGUUGCAGUGGAGCAGGCUUAUGGCGUCUUCCAGACUGGCUUGAACAUGGGAUUCCCCUUUACUCUGCUGGAUAUUGGUGGAGGAUUCCCAGGCCAAGUUACUGCCGCUAUAUCAUUUGAAGAGGUUGUGGACGUCCUCAAUCCAGCCCUGGACCACUACUUCCCAGCAUCCUCUGGUGUGCGAAUCAUCGCUGAGCCGGGCAGAUACUUUGUGGCGUCGGCAUUCACUCUCACUGCCAACAUCAUUGCCAAGAGGAUGGUUGCAAGAGACAGGUCUAAUGAUGAACACCUCCCUGACCAAGUUGUGACUGGGGACGAUGAGCCAGCCUUCAUGUACUACAUCAAUGAUGGGGUGUAUGGCUCUUUCAACUGCCUGCUGUUCGAUCAUGCCACUGUUACACCAUCUAUAUUGCAGGAUGGCAGCGAUAUGACCUUUGUGUCAAGUGUGUGGGGACCAACCUGUGAUGGCCUCGACUGCAUCACGGAAGAGUGUCGACUGCCUGAGAUGCAGAUUGGGGAGUGGAUCUACUUUGAGGAUAUGGGGGCCUACACCAUCUGUGCUUCCUCCACCUUCAACGGGAUGCCCAGGCCGAGGAUCUUCUAUCUGUGUCAUGAUGUAGUCUGGGCACAGACUUACUCGAAACAGACCAAGAAGCUGGAUCAGCCUAUCUCCAAGGUGAUCCCCUUCAUGAAGGCAGGCCAUGACCUCUUUGAAACACAUGAUCAGGUUGAGGAAGUGUUUGGGUCACCACGACCUGAACUCAUCUGCGACCUUGACCCUCUCAACUGAGAAGUUUUGCUUGGCAUAGUCAGCGGAUUGUUAGCUCCAUUCCUAUUUAGUCCAGAUUAGGUGAUUUGGCAUUUUGAUUCAGUAACUUUAAUUUUGGUUCUAUUUCCCACAUUUGCUUUCAGUUGAAAUAGCUGCUUUGUUUCAUCUUUCUCCCUCACUACCCCAAUGAUUAGGUGCAGAUCAGGGGCCAAUUUUGAAAUGUUUGUAUGCUGAUUGUGGCCCAAAUGAAAUUUAAUUUUUGUCACUGUUUACACUGGAAUAUUAUCAAAACCACAAUAUCAGGGCAUUGAUGAAACACUUUUUACACUUGUUUUCUGUAAAUUUGUUCAGUUAUUUAUUGAUUCUAAAAUGAAUUUGUCACAGUUGUUACAAAUGUUUAGUAUAUACAGUUAUAAGUUAAUUAUACAGGUUCACUUUGCAUUUAUUAAUGACAUCAAAAUGUUACUGAUUAUUGGUGCAAUUUUGUUUCCUCUUUGUUCAAUUCAUUUAUUCACCAUAUAAACAAAUUUACAGAAAACAUUGUAGCAGUCGGUAAGCAUGUGAUGACUAUAUAAUAUAUCCAAUGUUAGUGAUCUUCAGACUGUAGUCCUACAUGGUAGUACUCAGUUUGACUAGGAACUGUUUAAUGUUUUGACUAGUCCCAGGUUUUCCAGUCUAGUCUGAAUCAGGGGUAUACAAACAAAGGGGACACCUGCUACUGUCACCAUGGCCAGAUUUUUUUUUUCUUUCAUAUCGGUUACUGUGAUGGUGAUUGAAUAAAAUAUUUAUAACCA